Molecule: messenger RNA, 3277 nt
Organism: Lindgomyces ingoldianus
Lineage: Eukaryota; Fungi; Ascomycota; Dothideomycetes; Pleosporales; Lindgomycetaceae
Exons: 3
Coding region: 497-3136 (879 amino acids)
Source: RefSeq, a predicted model, not a curated record
CUUCUCCUCCCCAGGGACUCCGGCUGCCCCAUUUUCCCCUGACGCCGUCGACCUGGUUCGCGGGAAGAUUAAUUUAGUUUGUCAGCUCGGCCCGACACUGCCGAUCAAGAGGGCUGAACCACAUCUUGCCUGUCGCGCAUCUAUCCCCUCGAGAUCCUCUGACUUGGGGGGUUCUCAUAACUCUAAAUCGACGUUUGUUGAGUAUGUCGGCCACGGUCGAGCAUACGAUUUCCUGACGAGGCGCCCCACUCGCUCUGUUUGACCGCGUGCGACUCAGGAGAAUUGCGCGAGGCUCAACUAGCUGCAGGCUUCAAGGCAUACUUCUCAGCCGCUCGCAUACUUAAAACCGUUUUCGCACAACAAUAUCUGCCUCCUUCGAUACAAAUUCAGCAUUGGGAGAGCUACUCUCAACACCAUUAUCCACGCCCAAGAACCAUAUCACCCUAGUUCAGAUUGAAGACAUACAGAGAACAGAUCCAGAGGCCCGAGAGCAGGUAUGGAACAAGUGCCCACUCCUCUCCGGGUUGGCACCCCAGCAGCGGCAAGAAGGCCGUCCGUCGAACAGGUUCCCUCUGUACUACGAGUCGGUUCUCCGGUUGUCGAUCGUGUAGUCUCGCCCAUAUCAAAUCGCCCACCUCUCAUGCGCCAUGGGACCUCCGGGUCGGAUAGACUGUCGCAACUCUUCCCAUCCCGCCCUGCAUCUGCUGCCUCUCCCAGCCCCGAUCUGGCUUCCUCACGACGAACUUCAUACCCUUCGCCCCUCCUGCCCGCGGCCGAGCCUGCGUACCGAAAACCGAACGCCCCAGCACCCCCUUCCUUUGCCGAGAACACCGCCUAUGACCCUACAGCCGACCGUUUCAGCACGCCAAAUUCUCCCCCAGCAACACAGCGCAGCAGAACGACUGGCCUAUUGAGUCGUCUUGCGUCCCUCAAGAGUGGAAAAUCAAGGGGAACAUAUAACAGGUUGGACGACGAGGAGACUGGAACUCUGCGAAAGGGGAAGCUGAAGAAUGUAGAAGAGGUUGAUGAGCCUGUCGGAUACGAUCUCAGCGGGUUCGAUGGGGUUCCCAUGCGUAAUUUUGGGAACACGACAACGAUCAGCGCGGCAGACUCGAUAGAGCAAGAGCACGACGCGAACCUGGCCGGGUAUGCUGCCGAGUAUGAAAGACUGGAGGCUCAGCUAGGAGCUGGUAUGUCAUCAAUCGUAGAAGUCCCGUUCACACAUCAAGUUCAGCUUGAACCGAAGGUCACUGGACAUAAACGAGCCCUUUCAAAUGUAGAAGUUGUUGCCCAGGAUGCGCAGAAAGAGGCCGAGAAAGUCGGUGGUAUUGUUGCCAUUGCUGAUAUUCCCCUGGAUAUAAGCGAUGCUUUCGGUGACGACAACUUCGAGACACGGAGCGUGCUUACUACCGGUCAUGAGAAUUCCGAUGGAUCGAAGACUAGCUAUUACUUCCCAGAGGACCCUGAUAUGCCUUCAUGGCGACCGUUUUCUAUGGGUUGGCCUUGGAUCUCCAUGCUCAUUAUUAUCGCCCUUAUGUUAGCCGCGAUCCAGGAGUUCCUCUGCCAGCUGUCGAUGAAGAGAGUUAGGGAAGACCCGAAAGGGGGCUUAAUCCAAUUCACUAAGCCUGGAGAUCUGUCAAUUAACUCAUACUUCACCUGGAAAUAUGCCCCCGUACUUGUUUUCAUCAUCUAUGGUAUUCUCUGGCAGAUAUCAGAUUUCGAGGUCAAGCGACUGGAGCCUUUUUACCAGCUUUCGAAGAAAACUGGCUCAACUGCAGCGGAGUCGCUUAACAUGGAUUACCUUACCUUCAUGUCGUGGUUGGUCCCGCUGCGGGCAUUGCGACAUAAGCAGUACGCCGUCAUAUAUUCAUCGCUUGGCACACUCGUUGCUAGCAGUCUGGUUCCUGUCCUACAGUCAGCGUCCGUAAACAUGUGGCCACCAAAGAAGGACCGCAAAGACAACGAGCUAAAAUCUAUCCGCAUCGACCCACCUUGGUCAAGAGCUGUCACAGGAUGUCUGCUUUUUGUCGCCAUUUGCGGUGCCAUUCUUCUUUACGAAAUGCGCCGUAAGAGCGGUCUUCUCUCCGACCCGAAAGGAAUCGCCGGUGUCGCAGCCCUGGCUACCAGAAGUCAUAUUCUGACGGACUUUCAUGGCUUGGAUACCGCUCCUCUGGACAAAAUUCACAAGCAAUUGCGCCACCGACGUUAUAUUCUCCACAAGAGCUCCUUGUGGCAGGGAGAAUAUAUCCGAAACAGCACCGAACGAGUAAGAGAACACGGCUCCGAUCCUAGACCACUUAUGCUUCGUCUUCGUGCCGGGGUACCCUAUAUCUCUUUCCUAAUCCUUUUUACCAUAUCUAUCCCUAUCUUCAUGUUUGUGGAUGGGGCCAAUCUGCUCACAGAGAAAGUUCCUAUCCUCCUCACCGCCCUUGCAACCAUCAUCAAGCUCCUGUGGGGCACGAUGAAUUGUGACAUCCGUAUGCUGGAGCCCUUUUAUAUCCUAGCGAACCGGAAUGCUCCCCCGAGAACGCUUACGCUCGAUUACACUGGCACAAAUCCCAUUUUCCUACCCGUUAAGGCCUUGCUUAACAGGCAUUAUUUGGUCGCUCUCGUCGGCAUUGGUUCCAUUUUGACUGAGAUUCUGACUGUAUGCGUCUCAUCAUUCUCAGUUGAUGGCAAGAAGUUCAUUCCGGGUCAAGGCCGCCGUGAACACGCUGAAGACGAAGCCAAAGACCGGUACAACACCGACGAAACUUUCCGCUCCUUCUGGAUCUCUUUCGCCCUCGUCAUUUGCAUACUCUUCGUCCUCGUUUCUAUCGCAUGUCUCGCAUACUUACGCCGCUCGCACAAAUUCAUGCCGCGGCAAAUUGGGACCAUGGCUUCCGUACUCGCCUUCAUCCACCAGUCCAAGAUGUUAGUGAAUUUUGUUGACACAGAGAAGUUCAACAGUACGCAGAUGACCGAAUAUUUAGAGAAGCAGAGGAAGACCUAUGCGUUGGGUUGGUUCAGUGGCCGAGACGGUGAUGACCAUUGUGGGAUUGAUGAAGAGCCUAUAUUGGCACCGUAUAAGUACGGUGUGGAUUGGACGAAGACAAGAGUGCUGGGGAACCAAAUCGGGACUUGGGAGCAUUAUUAAGUGUUUCUUGGAGUGUUACGUUUUGGGGCGUAUUUGGACUGGAGUUGUGAGAAGCAUUUUAAGCGAUACCUGGGGUCUGCAGUUCUAUGGAUUAAUGUUUAUAUUAGGCCGUAUAGAUACGCUCCUAUGUUUCCAUGAUUU